UGAAGGCACCAUUUCACUUAGAGUAGUGGGACUGCGUAGUUCUAUCAAAAUGACGCAAAUAAAAACCUUGGGUCUAUUAAUUAUCGUUAUUUGUGCUAUAAUCCACACGACCAAUACAUCACCGCUUGUUGAACGCGAAGACGACGUGGAUGGAGAAGAGACAGACCGAGAAUUCGAAGACGCAUUUGAAGAAAAGUACAAUGGGAAAAUAGCUCGAAGUUUCCAAGAAGAAAACGUUGAUGAUGCUCGUGAGUUCGCAGAAGAAGUCAGAGCACUCCAGGAUCAAAUGUCACCGUAUGAUAAAAGAGAAGAGGAGUCUGCCGGGGAAGUCACCGACAGAGAAUUCGAAGAUGCUUUUGACGAAGCAAUGAAAGAGGAAAUGGUUCGUGAUUUCCAAGAGAAAAAUAUAGAAGAAGCAGUCCGAGCUCUUCGGGAUCAACAGUCAACAUACGAUGCAAAUGAAGAUGAUGCUAUAGGAGAAGAAACAGACCGAGAAUUUGAAAACACCUUCGAGGAAGCGGUUAAGGCAGAAAUGUCACGAAGCUUUGAAGAAGAAAACGUUGGCAAGACUCGUAGUUUUGAAGGCGAAGAUGAAGUGGAUCUUACGUACCAGCAGGACGAAGAGGGAUCAGAGAAUGAGAGACAGAUAACUGCCGAUUUCGAUAUCACCCCACCGAAGGAAGAACGCCAGGUGAAAAAAUCAAAAUCGAGAUCUACACAACCAUUGCGGCUAAGCCAGCUGAUUAUUAGACCCGUUUUGACCAAGCGUUGUGUAGGAGAAAAAAACUUGUCUCAGAGCCAUUGCGCAAAAUACCUUGCAUGCGGAAAGUCUAUGUUCCGUGGCGCUAUUAGGACUUGUGAGUCGGGACAGCUUUUUGACGCGAUUCUCCAGAAAUGCACAGAUUCCUCUAAAGUUGAUUGUACAAUUUACUAGAUAUAGUAAACUGAGACCUGACAAACUGAUGCCUCCCAUUUUGUUAUUCCCAGCAUAUCCUAUUUCUUCAAAUUUCUUCUCCUUAUUUCAGUUUUCUUUGUAACCAAAGGAAUACCCAGGCUUCCGAAUAAAAAAUCCGCUUU
Messenger RNA from Daphnia carinata, 1077 nucleotides. RefSeq lists its product as uncharacterized. Gene Ontology annotation, molecular function: chitin binding. The record is from RefSeq and is a predicted model, not a curated record. The transcript is spliced from 2 exons. The coding region runs from base 50 to 934 and encodes 294 amino acids. Gene Ontology annotation, cellular component: extracellular region. NCBI's taxonomy places the organism in Eukaryota, Metazoa, Arthropoda, Branchiopoda, Diplostraca, Daphniidae.